CCUCCAAGUCUUUCUUCAUUCACACCUUCAAUAGCUUUUCCAUUAAGCUUUCUGAAUCUCAAUUCGAAACCCUAACUCUUUUCAGAGCACUAACUUCUGCUCUAGAUAUGGCACCAAAGGCAGAGAAGAAGCCAGCAGAGAAGAAGCCUGUAGAGGAGAAGAAGUCCACAGUAGGAGACAAGGCUCCGGCGGAGAAGAAGCCUAAGGCAGGAAAGAAGCUUCCAAAGGAGGGAGGAGCUGGCGGUGAUAAGAAGAAGAAGAGAAGCAAGAAGAGUGUGGAGACAUACAAGAUCUACAUCUUCAAGGUCUUGAAACAGGUUCACCCUGACAUUGGUAUCUCCAGCAAGGCCAUGGGCAUCAUGAACAGUUUCAUCAACGAUAUCUUCGAGAAGCUUGCCCAGGAAUCUUCUAGACUUGCCCGCUACAACAAGAAACCCACCAUCACUUCAAGGGAAAUCCAAACUGCGGUCAGGCUUGUAUUGCCUGGAGAAUUGGCCAAACAUGCUGUCUCUGAGGGUACCAAGGCUGUUACCAAGUUCACCAGUUCUCCGUUGAUCAACAGUCUCAUAAAAACUCCAGCUCAUCGAUCCGCGACAAACCCCAUUAGCCAAUCAGAAGACAAAACUUUCCCUAUAUUUAUAAUCCUCUUAAACUCUGAUGAUACUCACAACUUCAUCUGCUCUCACACCAAGCUUCUGAAAUCCCAAUUCCAAACCCUAAUUUACUUCAGAGCUCAAAGUUCUUCUCUAGAUAUGGCACCAAAGGCAGAUAAGAAGCCAGCGGAAAAGAAACCAGCGGAGGAGAAGAAGUCCACCGUAGGAGAGAAGGCUCCGGCUGAGAAGAAACCGAAGGCAGGGAAGAAGCUUCCGAAGGAAGGAGGAGCUGGUGACAAGAAGAAGAGACACAAGAAGAGUGUGGAGACAUACAAGAUCUACAUCUUCAAGGUUUUGAAGCAGGUUCACCCUGACAUUGGUAUCUCCAGCAAGGCCAUGGGCAUCAUGAACAGUUUCAUCAAUGACAUUUUUGAGAAGCUUGCCCAAGAAUCUUCUAGACUUGCCCGCUACAACAAGAAACCCACCAUCACUUCAAGGGAAAUCCAGACUGCGGUUAGGCUUGUGCUACCCGGAGAAUUGGCUAAACAUGCCGUCUCUGAGGGUACCAAGGCUGUUACAAAGUUCACCAGUUCUUAAACAAAUUAUCUGAUUCCUGAUCUGUGCCUUUGAUUCCCUAUGUUUGUUAGUUGUAUCUAGUUGAUCUAAAAUUCUGUUUCUAGAUUUGAAUCAUUAGAUUCUAGGAUUUAGUUUGCAUUGAAGAAGUUGGAUUGUGCAUAUCCUUUGUCUGUUGAAAUGAUAAAAUUGAUCCUUUAGAAGUGUUUCAAAAUCAA
Messenger RNA from Vigna angularis (adzuki bean), 1384 nucleotides. RefSeq lists its product as uncharacterized. Gene Ontology annotation, cellular component: nucleosome. The record is from RefSeq and is a predicted model, not a curated record. The transcript has 2 exons. Gene Ontology annotation, molecular function: structural constituent of chromatin; protein heterodimerization activity; DNA binding. The coding region runs from base 108 to 1190 and encodes 360 amino acids. Gene Ontology annotation, biological process: nucleosome assembly. NCBI's taxonomy places the organism in Eukaryota, Viridiplantae, Streptophyta, Magnoliopsida, Fabales, Fabaceae.